Molecule: messenger RNA, 2535 nt
Organism: Trichophyton rubrum CBS 118892
Lineage: Eukaryota; Fungi; Ascomycota; Eurotiomycetes; Onygenales; Arthrodermataceae
Exons: 6
Coding region: 182-2434 (750 amino acids)
Biological process (GO): positive regulation of transcription from RNA polymerase II promoter by galactose; DNA-templated transcription
Cellular component (GO): nucleus
Molecular function (GO): DNA-binding transcription factor activity, RNA polymerase II-specific; RNA polymerase II cis-regulatory region sequence-specific DNA binding; zinc ion binding
Source: RefSeq, a predicted model, not a curated record
UUUGCUUGUUGCUUUAAGGCGAGCGCCGAGCUGCCAUCACUAAACGUUUACCCCAGAUUGCUGCUGCUCUCUCUCUCCGGCCAGCGAGACGGACGGACUCGCUGCAUAUGGCCAGUCCUGGGAUGCGCUGGACCUGACUAGUGAGAUAGCCUGUCUGGGACAAGGAAGACACGCUCGCACGAUGUCCUCGAAAUCUCCUACCGACGGUCAGACGCCCACCGCGACGACGACGGCAACGACGGACGAUGGGAAGCGCAAGGCAGAGCCUGCCACGGGCACGCAGACGCGGGCGAAGAGGAACAGAUACAUCUCACUAGCAUGCAACGAGUGCAAGAGGCGCAAGAUCAAGUGCAACGGCCAGGUGCCCUGCCAGCGCUGCGGACAUCUAUCUCUCGAGUGUCUCUAUUCACCGAACUGCUGUCAAAGCAAUUUCAAGGAUUCCGAGGAGUUCCGGUCCAUGAAAGAUCGUAUCGAGCGGCUUCAGGAGCAGGUCAACACCCUGUUUGAGAGCAUUAAUGGCCUCCAUCGACAGACCGAGUCGCCCGCGGUGGACAACGCCUCCCAGCUAAGCCGUGAGGCGUCGAGGUCGACAUCCUGGCACCAGCCCACGUUCGAGACGCAGAAUAUCCUGAUACCAAAGCCGAGGACGAAACAUCUCCGGUUCCAUGGGCCUACUAGCACCGCGUUCAAUUUCGCCGUGGCCAAAUCCAGUCUCCAGACCAUGGGCAUCACCCAUAUAGAUGACGGCUCACAGGAGAUAUACAAUGCACAAGACGCCACGCCCACACAGACACCACCAUACCAUUCGUCUGCGCUAUAUGCGAACUCGCUAACGUCAAACAAGGACCCGUUGUUCGCAAUCAAGCGGGAGGAGGCCAUUCGGUUGUGUAGAGUCUACGAGGAAGAAAUAGGGCAGAUGUACCCCAUGUUCGAUGUGGAAAAGAUGAUCACGCAGACAAACCUCCUUUUCGCCUUCCUAGAAGCCGCUGACCGGAAUGUCUGUACGGGACGGUCCAGGACCAGUGCUGAUUGUCUGAAUGAUGACGAUACUGCGAUCCUGAAGAUAGUACUGGCCAUCACGCUUCUCCUUGAAGGGAACGGACAGAGCGAGCUAGGCACUCGGCUGUACAUCAGUAUCAAAGACAAGAUAGAGACCAACCUUUGGGAGCAGGGAGACUUGAAGAUGAUUAAGCUCCUAGCCCUUGUCGCUACCUAUCACUUUCACACGGACGAUGAAGUCCUGGCGUAUCGGAUGGUUGGACUUGCUGCUCGAAUGUGCAUUGAAAUGGGACUACAUCGACGGGAUGCCGUCUUGAAAAUGUUCCACUCCCCUGAGGAUAUCACCACCGUUUAUCGAAUUUUUUGGUCUGUAUACACCUUGGACAAACGAUGGGCCUUUGGAACCGGCCUUCCCUUUGUCAUACAGGAUGAAGAUAUCGAUCCAUGCUUACCCGAGCCAGACGAGGGUGUCCCUUACUUAAGGGCCAUGGUUCAUUACUGCCGCAUCGCUUCCAAAGUAUGGUACUCCGGCUUUGGGUCAAAGGCCGACCUGACCAUCAAAAAGGACAGGAUGGGCUACCUUGACUAUCAGAUCGUCGAGUGGAUGAAACACAUCCCAGAUCCCCUCAACUUUUAUUCGGUUGAUAACUCCCGCAAUUCGGAAGGCGUCAACCGUAGUGUACAACGGCUACGCUACGUUUUAUAUAUCCGAGGAAAUCAUAUGAGGAUACUUAUAUACCGACCGGUGUUGCACUCUGCGACUAGCAUCAUUGAGAAUAUGGCAUAUGCUCAGACAGUGGUGGAAAUUGCAAAAGAUACCAUUCGUGUCUUGAGUGAACUCAACCGGACAACCGACAUCUACCGUUCACAGCAGAUCUUCUUCAAUUAUUUCCUUGUUGGAGCUCUUGUCGUUCUCUUCCUUGCCAUAUCUCACGCCCCAGUCAAGUUCAACCGCCAGCUAACCGAAGAAUUUCACAUGGCUCUCAACCUUGUCAAGGGAUUCAGCACCAAGUCUUAUAUAUCCAAGCGGCUAUGGAAAAUGAUCAAGGGGCUGCGUGAAGUCGGGGAAAGGCUCGGCCUGCUACCCCAUACUUUACCUACAGAGUCGGCAGACCCCCAUUCCACAGCGGCUGUAGCCAUGGCUGGGCUUGCAGGGCAUUCGGUUGAUGGGAUCUCACCCUACGGAACACACCAACACACGAAUGGAGAACUAGGGAGCAGCCCGAUGAACGGCGUGCAAAUGAGCAAUGAGCUUACUUAUCUGUUUGAAGCGAUUGAAAAUUAUAAUGGGUACAUCACAACUACUUCGGCGUCUGAUGGGAUGAACGGAGGAGGCUUUACUGGCGCUGAUCAUACCUUACCCAGCGCCGGAGAGACGAUACCCGUGCUGGGAAACGAAGGGGAGUUUUCAAGGAUUAUACAGGACCUCUUCUGAUGACCUGACAGGUGGAAGGUACUUUUCUUGUGUUGAUUAUGUUUAGGUGUACACAUCUCACUGCCACACAGAGCCAGAUGGCAAUUUAUCUUUAAAAAGAG